CCUCAGUGUGCGCACAGAUUAAAUCGACUUAAGACAUGUCUGGUGGCACCUCAGACACAGGAGGCUUCUGUCGAGUGUGCCACUUCAAAAACGACCCUCUCCGAGCCUGAUAUUAUCUCACACAAACAUCAGUUCGAUUACAAACAAAACAAAAUCCACAGAGAGGUGAGCUUCAGUGGCACAGGACUGAAUCAAACGGGUAUUUUUGCACCCUCAGACUGUCAUGGGACACCCGCAAAGCUACCAGAAUAUCCCUCUGGGAAAUACUGCCAAUUCGACACAAACAGGUUUGGCAUCAGUUCAAAGGGGGUGUUUGACCUGCCGGCCCAGCAGUCCCACACAGAGCACCAGAGAGCAGACGAGACAACAACAACAGCUUCCCCUUCACUAGACCGACCAAAUUACUCUGCAGCAGGCAGAGCGUUUAUCAUGGAGGAGCCAGAGGACCCCUAUUACGUCACCAUGUAUUACCCGGGCUCAGUGUAUGUGGACAUGUCAGACGUAGUUCCUCCAGAAGUGAGACCCAAACCAGCCGUCCCUGCCAAACCCCCAAAUGUGGGGGGUCCUUCCCCCUCCAACCCCUUCCCGCCCCAGGGCACAGGUAUGGGAGGAGGAGGCGGCGGUGUUUCAGCUCCUCCUCCAAGUGCCAUUCCAGUGCCCAUCGGGAGUCACGGCCCAGGCCAUGCUGUGAGUCAUAAUUUGGGCCAUGGUGUGGGGCAUGCUGCAAGCCACGCUGCGAGCCAUGCUGCGAGCCAUGCUGCGAGUCAUGUUGGAGGUCACACUGCGGCACACAAUGGAGGUCAUGCAGGCUCCCACAGCUCCGGCGGUGGAUCCACUCUGCUGGGGUACAUUGGAAUUGACACCAUCAUUGAGCAGAUGAGGAAGAAGACCAUGAAGACGGGCUUUGACUUUAAUAUCAUGGUGGUCGGUCACAGUGGUCUCGGAAAAUCAACUCUGGUGAACACCCUAUUCAAGUCCCAGGUGAGCAGGAGGAGCGCAGGAUGGGGCCGUGAUGAGAAGAUCCCCAAAACUGUGGAGAUCAAAGCGAUGUCUCAUGUUCUUGAGGAGGGUGGUGUGAAGAUGAAGCUGACAGUUGUCGACACGCCAGGUUUCGGAGACCAAAUUAACAACGACAACUGCUGGGAGCCAAUUUCCAAGUACAUCAAUGAGCAGUAUGAGAAGUUCCUGAAGGAGGAGGUCAACAUCACCAGAAAGAAGCGCAUCCCCGACACCAGGGUGCACUGCUGUCUCUAUUUCAUCUCCCCAACUGGACACUCUCUUCGGCAAUUAGACAUCGAGUUCAUGAAGCGCUUGAGUCACUCGGUCAACAUUAUUCCUGUCAUUGCAAAGGCGGACACAAUGACCAUUGAGGAGAGACAGGAGUUCAAACAGCGGGUAAGGAAGGAGCUGGAGAUGGGCGGCAUUGAGUUUUACCCGCAGAAAGAAUUUGAUGAGGACAUGGAGGACAAGAGCGACAAUGACAAGAUCAGAGAGACGAUGCCCUUUGCUGUGGUGGGCAGCGACAAAGAAUAUCAAGUGAAUGGCAAACGAGUUCUGGGGAGGAAGACAGCGUGGGGCAUCGUAGAAGUUGAAAAUCCAAACCAUUGUGAGUUUGCCCUGCUGAGAGAUUUCGUGAUCAGGUCUCACCUCCAGGAUCUGAAGGAGGUCACUCACAACAUUCACUAUGAAACCUAUCGUGCCAAGAGACUGAACGAGAACGGAGGUCUUCACCCCAUAUCCUCCAAUGACACCCAAGAAAGCAACCUGUAGUCAGUUCAGUGAGAAGGAGACUAAAAACAGUGCAAUGAAGCUGGUAGAUGAAUCCACAGAAUAUUAUUAUUAUCGUCACCGCGGCAUCGCUGCAUGCUUGGAAACAAUUAUAUCUGUAAAUUCAGUCAUUUAAACAUUUCAUUUUUUUCUGAUCGUUAACUCCAUCCAUUGUCUCCUACACUUUAUUCCUGACAGACACAUAUCAAACACAUCUGGUUUCAUUUCACAGUAAUUCCUGUGAAUAUUUGAAUGAAAGGAAAGUCCAAAACGGAUAACUUAGUGCCAUUAUUAAGAUGACAAUUUAUCGACUGCCAAUACCUUGUUGUAUCAUCGAGCGGGUAGAGUAAGAUAAGAAAGUGCCACAUUCUUAGGCUUUGUGAAUAAGAGGCAAAUUUUUAAGUUUUAGUGUUGUGUAGCAACUGAUGUCUGAAUUCAGACAAAUAAAAUUAUUGAUUUGAUUUGCAAGAUACUAAAAUCAAUUCUUGCGCAGUAGCAAUGCAUGAGACAGUUCUGCAGUUGACUCAGUACAAAUUGCUUUUUAAGUUUCUCAUCAGCAACUGCUCUACCAAGAGAGAAUCCUCAUGGCUUUACUGUCAGGAGGGCUUAACAAACACUGCAAGCUGUGCUGUCUUCUUCCAUACCCACCCUCACUGAGAAAACAAAUGAAAUUGCUCUAAUGUUCUCCCACCCUGUUCACAUCUCAUUUUCCAUUUAAAAAUAGUUUGCGUGCACAGACCUGCAUACUAAAACGGGAGAAAGCUGCAACAUCAGUCACAUAUUGAAUAUAAUUCUGUGGGCGGCAGUGUGUGUGUGUGUGUGUGUGUAAUUGACUGUUACUGUGCACACUGCAGAUUCUGUGACUCCAUGAUUCACCGUAAUCGUGCACACAGACUGAACACUGUGGGACGACGACGCUCGGCAUGCUUUGUUCCACCACAGUGGGUUUGGAGGGAAGAAAUGUGCUCCAUUGCAUUUGUGCCCAUCUGCAUUAGCUGUGCAUGCUCUUGCAUUGAGGAUAAUUCUAAAACAGAUCAGUGGUUUUAAUAAAUAUUGCAUAUGCUUUCUGGACUCAGACAUAUGACAUAUUUUGACUGCUAAUUGGACAAUAUGCAUUCAACUUAAAUUUUAAUCUAAAAGCCUGCAGCAUGUAGUUUACGCUGCGUUACUUUAUAGAAAUAAAGGCUAAGCAUGGCCAAUAAUGUUGUAAAAAAAAAAUCAAAUUUCAUACAAAAGCUCAGUCAGCUGGAGUAAUUCAUACAUAGUGGGAACAAGUCUUUGAAAAUGACUGCCCUUUGCUCAUGUUUUUUGUUAGGCACUGUAAAUUUAAUGCAUUUUCUCUCACUGUGCCCACUGGCCAUUCCUUAAAAUAAUAUUUUCUGACCCAAAAGAAAUUUGACCAAGGGUGUAAUCACCAUACCUUAAAAUAGAUGAACAGAAAACCUUUUUAAAGAUUCUUUGAUGUGUUGUACAAAGUUUUUGUGAACAUAACAGAACGCUGAUGUGGUGAGCAGUAUUUGUGUUAAUAACAUUUUAAAUUGAAGUUUGCAUGUUCACCACUUGGGGGCAGCACUCUGCCAUGUAUUAGCAGUGGCUUGGUAGAGCAAGACAAAUCCCCGGCUUCAGGUCCUCUGUCAUUUGGACAGCUGAGAUUUUCAGCUAAAUUUUUACACAGUCCACUCUUAUUUGCUGAUGAAGUUUACAGAGUUUGGAUCCUCCACUCUUGCCACUAAUAUAUCUUUCGAAUUCAAGUUUACAAGAAGCUUUAAUUAUAUUACCCCAAUGGUAUGCACUCUAAGUGUUGGUGUAAUUAUUCCCAAUCAGUUUGAUUUAUUUAGUCGUAAACAUGUUUACCAAGUCUUCUUCAGGAACUCAAGAUUUAUACUGUUCUGCCAUGCAGUGUCUGCAGUCGAGCACAAAUAUGCCAAAACUACAAGUAAUUCAGUUUUUUCAAUAUGUAUCAAUCUUUUUUGUUUUAAGUGGAAUUAUCAUUUUAUACAAUCAUACUCGUCUGUGCGAUUUUGAUAUGAAAUGUGACGUCUACAAGAAACUGAUGAUAGUUGUCUGUGAUUGUAGUGAAGUCAAAGGUUUUCAAGCAGAAAUUUGAAUUUAUGUGUGCAUGCUUGUGUUCAUAUUGCCUGAUUGCUUACUGCCAAUCAGAUCACACAUCACUGCAACUUUACAUCAACUUAUCAACUACUUCUGAAUGUGUGAUGUGUUCAUUAAAUCGCUAUUUCAUGGGGUAAAAACACUGCUGUCCUAACUCCUGCAACUAAAUUGACAGCCCACUAUCUACAUAUCACUCAUCCCCCUGAAUCAAUAUGACUUCACAAUGUAUUAUAUUUAUUUAAUAACCACUUUCUCAACGUUGCUGUGACACAUUGAGAUAUAAUUUUCAGUGUUAUAUUGAGUUAUUUAUACAUUAAUGUGUUAUUGUAAUUUAUUCUUUAUUUAAUAAAAGCACAUUCCCAUGUU
Plectropomus leopardus (leopard coralgrouper) is the source of this 4242-nucleotide messenger RNA. It is a transcript of the gene septin3, whose product is annotated as septin 3. Gene Ontology annotation, molecular function: GTP binding. The record is from RefSeq and is a predicted model, not a curated record. Lineage: Eukaryota; Metazoa; Chordata; Actinopteri; Perciformes; Serranidae.